This is a messenger RNA of Kluyveromyces lactis, 717 nucleotides long. RefSeq names its product tRNA(adenine34) deaminase (gene TAD2). Gene Ontology annotation, cellular component: nucleus; cytoplasm. Gene Ontology annotation, biological process: tRNA wobble adenosine to inosine editing. The transcript has a single exon. Gene Ontology annotation, molecular function: tRNA-specific adenosine-34 deaminase activity; zinc ion binding. The record is from RefSeq and is a predicted model, not a curated record. Lineage: Eukaryota; Fungi; Ascomycota; Saccharomycetes; Saccharomycetales; Saccharomycetaceae. The coding region runs from base 1 to 717 and encodes 238 amino acids.
AUGUCCCAGGACCUUCUGCAUAUGCGUACAGCCAUUACGCUGGCGAAAUAUGCUUUAGAUCAUGAAGAAACCCCUGUUGCCUGUAUUUUUGUACAUUCAAAAUUAAACAAAGUCAUUGCAUAUGGGAUGAAUGGUACCAAUGAGUCGAUCAGCGGCAUCUCACAUGCUGAAUUUAUGGGCAUAAAGCAAAUUCAAGAGAAAUAUGGGACGGACCCUAAAAUACUUUCUGAAGUUGUGCUAUAUGUCACCGUUGAACCGUGUAUCAUGUGUGCAAGUGCUUUAAAACAGUUGGGUAUCAAGAAGGUAGUAUUUGGUUGCGGAAAUGAAAGAUUUGGUGGGAAUGGAUCUAUAUUAUGCAUUCAUAAUGAUACAUCUACAAAUAAAUCUAAUAAAUAUGUGAGCAUCCCCGGCGUUUUGCGCAGAGAAGCUAUAAUGCUUCUACGUUACUUUUAUGUUAGAGAAAAUGAUAGGGCACCCAAACCACGAACAAAGAAAGAUAGAAAACUGGAUAAAGAGACCUUCCCUCCACUACAAUGGGAUAAGUAUUUAACGCUCGAAGAGUUUGAAGAUGAAUUUGGCCAGGAGUUUAGAGAUGCAUUUUAUUCGCAUAGAGACGUCUACGAUGAAAUUGAUUGGGAUCUCAUAGAUACUGGCUGCGAUGAAAGUUUUUUGCAUGACCUGAUUGAACAGGUGCAGAGUGUUAAUUGUACUUAUUGA